AUGUCAAGCUCUGAUGUCAAGCAUGCACCCUACCGGACCAAGAAACAAGUGAAAGGUCUUUCUCUUUCAAAAUUCAAACAACAACAACAUGUGAAAAUCAUGAUUAUUGGUAAUGGCAAUGUCGGUAAAACUUGUCUAUGCACAAGACUCUCUCAACAACGAUUUCCGGGUGGUUCCAUUGAUGAAUACGUUCCUGUCACUGUUGAUCCUUGCACUCAAACGGUCCAUUUUCCUUCAUUGAGUCAGCAACACAGUGAUCCCUUCACGGUUGAACUCAUUGAUACUGCAGGGGGCGAGUAUUAUGACACAGUUCGAGAACAAACCUAUGCUCAAGUAGAUUUAAUACUUGUUGCGUAUAACUGUGUGGAUUCAAAUUCUUUGCAAAAUGUAAGCUAUACAUGGCUUCCUGAAGCAAGAAAACACGCUCCUCAAACUCCAAUCAUUCUCGUUUCAACUAAAAUUGAUUUGAGACACAAUCAAGACAUCCUUUCACGAAAAAUGAAAAUCAUCUCUUUCGAAGAAGGAGAAGAGCUUGCAAAACACUCGCACUGUCUCACUUUUUUAGAGACUUCUGCAUUGAGGGAUGAAGGAUGCAAUGAUUUUCUGGAAAUUUGUGUCAAGGCCAUCAUGCUUUCCAAGAGGACUCAAUCUUGCUUACUUCAAUAG
Molecule: messenger RNA, 666 nt
Organism: Naegleria lovaniensis
Lineage: Eukaryota; Heterolobosea; Eutetramitea; Acrasida; Naegleriidae
Exons: 1
Coding region: 1-666 (221 amino acids)
Biological process (GO): small GTPase-mediated signal transduction
Molecular function (GO): GTPase activity; GTP binding
Source: RefSeq, a predicted model, not a curated record